AUGGAGAAGAUACUGAUCUCAUUGUUGGUGUUCGCACUCGCUGUCACCUAUCCGAAUGUUGUUCACUGUGACAAGGGUGACGCUGCCGCUGUUGCUGCCGGCGCCGCCGCACCCAGUGGUGGAGCUGACGCGGCUAAACCUGCCGCCGCAGCUCCCGCUCCUGCUGCUGCUCCAGCAGCCCCUGCUGGUAAGAAGGACGCCUCUCCAAAGAAGGCUGCAGCCCCCACUGCCGCCACCGCCGCCAAACCACGAAGUGCACCAGUGAAGAAGCCAUCAGCUGGAAGUAAAUCACCGUCGAAGCCAUAUCGUGAGUCCAUACACUACUCUACGUAA
Trichobilharzia regenti is the source of this 333-nucleotide messenger RNA. The record is from the annotation of a GenBank genome assembly. NCBI's taxonomy places the organism in Eukaryota, Metazoa, Platyhelminthes, Trematoda, Strigeidida, Schistosomatidae.